AUGAGCGAGGAAGAGCAGAAUAACGGCUCGCUGUCUGUCAGGAAACCGUCUCGUAUGCCGAAGUGCUCUCGCUGCAGGAACCACGGCUUCGUGUCGCCGCUGAAGGGCCACAAACGCUUCUGCAACUGGAGAGACUGCCAGUGUCAGAAAUGCAGACUUAUCGCUGAACGACAGCGGGUCAUGGCAGCCCAGGUGGCGUUACGGAGGCAGCAGGCCCAGGAGGAAGAGCUGGGCAUUUGCAAUCCGGUUAACCUGUCCGGUUCAGACACUGUGGUGAAAAACGAGGCCGCCGGUGAUAAUGUGUUUACUAUCAUCUCAGAACCGCCAUCACCCACCGCCAGCAGUGCUACCGCCUCUCCCACCAACCUAGAACUGGAUGUAGGAUCCAGACAGCUGAUGGUGCCAGAUAAGAGCUCACUCAGGGAGAUGCCCAGUGGAAAUGGUCGCCAUAACAUGUCCCCCCAGUACCGAACACACUCCUACUAUUCAUCUUACCUGAGUCAGGGGCUUGGCACAACUGCAUGUGUGCCACCCAGCACCUGCCCUGAACCCAAAGCAGCAGUUUUCUCUGAUGGAGCUCAAGACGCAGUGUCCAUCAGCUCAAUGAUCAACCCUGAGAACAAGCUGGAGUGUGAGAGCAGCUCAGAGUCUGGAACCUUCUCUGUCGACUCCAUCGUCGAGGGGCCAACCAAAUGAAAAACCCUCACCUGCACCAAUCUCCCAUCGAAUUGAAUUGUUUCUGUAUUUUAGCUAAAAGUAUUAUGAUUUUGAAAGCA
This is a messenger RNA of Sinocyclocheilus grahami, 776 nucleotides long. Its product is annotated as doublesex- and mab-3-related transcription factor 1-like. NCBI's taxonomy places the organism in Eukaryota, Metazoa, Chordata, Actinopteri, Cypriniformes, Cyprinidae. Gene Ontology annotation, cellular component: nucleus. The record is from RefSeq and is a predicted model, not a curated record. The transcript is spliced from 6 exons. Gene Ontology annotation, molecular function: RNA polymerase II cis-regulatory region sequence-specific DNA binding; DNA-binding transcription factor activity, RNA polymerase II-specific. Gene Ontology annotation, biological process: sex differentiation; regulation of transcription by RNA polymerase II. Bases 1 to 696 code for a protein of 231 amino acids.